GCUGCAAUCUUGGCCUCUUCUAGUUGCCGUAGGAGGGGUUGGUCUGGGUAUUUUCCCGCCAAUUCAAACCCUUGGGAUGGAGUAUAGGGUACGGGCGGUUGUGUGAGUCAGGAAGAGAGGUGAAAAUACUGGCGCGCUCCCUUUUAAGUUUCUUCAGUCGCAGCUCAGCAAGCCAAUCCCAGAACCAUGUGGAAUGAGAUUGAACUGCUAACAAGUGAUGAUACUGGAAGUGGAUAUCUCAGUGUCAGUUCAAGAAAAGAAACUGCUUUGUAUCAAGUAGAUUUGCUUGUGAAGAUCUCCUCUGAAAAGGCCUCAUUAAAUCCAAAGAUACAAGCAUGCAGCUUAAGUGAUGGGUUUAUAAUUGUGGCAGACCAGUCAGUGAUACUGCUUGACAGCAUUUGUAAAUCGCUUCAGUUGCAUCUUAUAUUUGAUUCUGAAGUGGACGUAGUUGGCCUGUGUCAAGAAGGAAAGUUUCUUUGGGUUGGGGAAAGAAGUGGCAACUUGCAUCUUAUUCAUGUAACAUCAAAGCAAACAUUAUUCACCAAUGCUUUUGUUGCUAAAACUAAUGAUGAAAAUCAGCGUACUUACCAGAAUCUUGUAAUUGAGAAAGAUGGCUCAAAAGAAGGUGCUUAUUACAUGUUGCUGCUUACAAACAAGGGAUUUUUUUACAUUACAAACCUUCAGCUUGUAAAAAUUCAACAAGCAAUUGAGAAUGUAGACUUGGAUACAGCCAAAAAGUUACAAGGACAAAUCAAAUCCAGUUUUAUUUCUACCGAGAAUUAUCAUAGUCUUGGUUGUCUUAAUCUCCUGGCUGGAGAUUUAGCAACUGAAACUCCUGUGAUAAUUGGGGGAACUGGUAAUUGUGCAUUUUCAAAAUGGGAACCAGAUUCUACCAAGAAAGUCAUGACAGUUAAGAACAUUAUUGAUACAGAGAUUAUUAAAGGUGCAAAGAAAUUCCAGCUGAUAGACAAUCUACUUUUUGUGCUUGAUAUUGAUAAUGUUCUGAGUUUAUGGGACAUUUAUACCCUCGCUCCCAUAUGGAACUGGCCCUCUCUUCACAUAGAGGAAUUUCUUCUUACCACGGAAGCAGACUCUCCUGCAUCAGUUACCUGGCAAGGGAUUACAAACCUCAAAUUAGUAGCUCUGACAACUACUACUAAUCAAAAGAUGAAAAACCUCAUGAUUUAUUCAUUGCCUACAAUGGAAAUAUUGUAUUCUUUGGAAGUAUCUAGUAUUUCUUCUCUGGUUCAAACAGGAAUUAGCACAGAUACUAUAUACCUUUUGGAAGGAAUUGGCAAAAAUGAUCAAAACCUGCCUGAAGACUCUGUCUCUGUUCUAGUACUCAGGUAUCUUACAGAAGCUUUACCAGAAAACAGAUUGAGCCGUUUACUUCACAAACACAGAUUUGCUGAAGCUGAGAGCUUUGCCAUUCAGUUUGGACUAGAUGUUGAGCUUGUUUACAAGGUAAAAUCAAAUGAUAUACUGGAGAAACUGGCUUUGAUUUCUGUGGACACCAGUGAGCAGACCAAAUGGCAGCAACUUGUGGAUGAAGCUAAGGAAAAUCUACAUAAAAUCCAGGAUGAUGAAUUUGUGGUGAAUUACUGCUUGAAGGCCCAAUGGAUAACCUAUGGAACUACUCAGGAAAUGCUCAACUAUGCCAAAACCAGGCUUUUGAAGAAAGAAGAUAAAACCGUUACUGCCUGUUCUGAUGGCUUGAUAGAGGUUCUAAGGGCUCAUGCGAAAUUGACUACUUUUUAUGGAGCAUUUGGACCAGAAAAAUUCAGUGGUAGUUCUUGGAUUGAGUUCCUGAAUAAUGAAGACGAUCUUAAAGAUGUUUUUUUACAGCUAAGAGAAGGAAACCUUGUUUGUGCACAGUAUCUUUGGCUUAGACAUCGGGCAAACUUUGAAAGCAGGUUUGAUGUGAAGAUGCUUGAAAACUUGCUCAACUCAAUUUCUCUACCAGUCUCUUUGCAAAACCUCUGUCUGUGGCUUAGAAAUGAUGUCAUCCCAUUUGUGAGAAAGACUGUACCUGAAGGACAGGUAAGUCUCCUCCAGUAUUUCUAUUCUUCCUGCCAGGAACCUUGAUUGACAGAUAAGGUAAACUGGCCAGAAAAUGGGCCUCAGCUGGCAGAAGUAUUUUUCACAGCAGAAAAACCAGAUGAUCUGGGUUUGUCAUCCUCUUCUUGGAUUUCUUUGAAAGAUUAUCAAAACACAGAGGAAGUAUGUCAGUUACAGACUUUGAUAAACAACUUGCGAGAGCUAAUCACAUUGCAUAGGAAAUACAACUGCAAAUUGGCCCUCUCUGAGUAUGAGAAGGUAAAAUACCACCAUAACGUGUUCCGAAUGUUUGACCGAGUGCUGGCCCCAGAAUUAAUUCCCUCAGUCUUAGAGAAGUCCAUAAGGUUUCCAUGAGGGAAACAUGACUUGCAAGAGGGACUUUCUCUACUUUACAUAGAGGAUUUACUAAGGAGAUGUAGCUCAAAGUCGACAUCGCUCUUUGACACAGCAUGGGAAGCCAAGGCCAUGGCUGUAAUUGGAUGCUUGUCUGACAUAGAUCUCAUAUUUGAUGCCGUGCUCAAGAUAAUGUACAAGGCAGUGGUUCCCUGGAGUGCAGCCGUGAGCAGCUGGUGAAACAGCAAUCUGGAAAUGGACCAUCCAAUCAAGCUAUUACAGGAAAGUUACAAACUAAUGGAGAUGAAAAGUUUUACGACUAAUGGGAUAAGAGAAGUGAAUCUUUUAAAUAAUGAAAUUCAGAGAGUGGUCAGAUACAUCCUCAAGCAAGAUGUCCCGGCUUCCUUAGAAGAUGCUUUAAAGGUGGCCCAAGGGUAUAGGUUGUCUGAUGAUGAAGUCUACAGCCUAAGAAUUAUUGAUCUCAUUGAUAGAGAACAGGGGGAAGACUGUCUUCUGCUGUUGAGGUCUCUGCCUCCUGCUGAAGCUGAGAAAACUGCAGAAAGAGUAAUCAUCUGGGCUCGACUGGCAUUGCAGGAAGAGCCAGACAGUUCUAAAGAGGACAAGUCCUGGAGAAUGUCUGUGGCAAAGACAUCAGUGGAUAUUCUUAAAAUUCUUUGUGACAUUCAGAAAGAUAAUCUACGGAAGAAGGACGAAUGUGGAGAAAUCUUGAAACUAUUUAAAGUGGUGGCUGCUUUACAGGAGAACUUUGAGGUCUUUCUCUCAUUUGAAGAUUACAGCAACAGUGCCCUGGUUGCAGAUCUCCGAGAGCAACAUAUUAAAGCUCACGAAGAAGCACAGGCUAAGCACAAACCCAUGAGUACCCCAGGGCCCGCUGCUACCAAGGGGACUGGGCUGAGCACCAGAUCAAAGCUGCACAGACAGGCGCUGGCCCUGCAGGUGUCUACACAAGAGCUGGAGGCAGAGCUGGCCUUGAGAGCCUUAAGAGAUGGGAAAGUGGGAGCAGCGCUGAACAAAUGCAGGGACUUGUUUAAGUAUCAUUGCAAUGCCGACACAGGGAAACUGCUCUUCCUGAUGUGUCAGAAGCUUUGUCAGAUGUUGGCACAUGACGUCCCAAUGACAGCACCUGUGGGACUGAAUCUUCCUUCUGAGAUUCAUGAGCUUGCAUGCCGAGCUGCCACCAUUUGCAGUCCAGGUUUUUUACUGGACGCUUUAGAGCUGUGUAAAUACACUUUAGCUGCCGUGGAGCUUUCCAGACAGUGCCAGAUGGACGAGUGCGGAAUGCUAAUGAAAACUUCUUUCGGAACUCAUAAGGAUCCCUAUGAAGAGUGGUCUUACAGUGACUUCUUCAAUGAAGAUGGAAUUGUUCUUGAGUCCCAGGUGGUGCUACCACUCAUUUAUGAGUUCAUUUCAUCCAUGGUACCUCUCACAGAAAGCAAAAGACAUCCUUUGGAUUCUACAAGUUUGCCAUACUGCUCCAUUAGUGAAGGCGACAACCUCAUCUUACCCAUUAUCAAUUCCAUCUCGGCCCUUCUUCAGAACCUUCAGGAAUCUAGCCAGUGGGAGCUGGCCCUAAGAUUUGUGGUUGGCUCCUUUGGUACCUGUCUCCAGCACUCUGUGUCAAACUUCAUGAAUGCCAGUUUGAGUGAAAAGUUACUUGGAGAGGCCACAUUAGUAAAUUUAAGGAAUGUUGUUAUGGAAUUGAAAGAAAAAUCCAUCAUGUUUAUCAGAGGAAAUGCCACAACACUACUGCACAAAGUAUUCAAUUGUCGCCAUGUGGAUCUCGACCUGGCCUUGGGUUACUGCACUCUCUUACCUCAAAAAGACGUGUUUGAGAGCCUCUGGAAGCUCAUAGAUAAAGCAUGGCAGAAUUACGACAAAAUUCUGGCACUGUCUUUGGUGGGCUCCCAGCUGGCCAGUCUCUAUCAGGAGAUUGAAAUAGGGCUGCAGUUCCAUGAAGUCAGUACCGAUGCCCAGUGGGGUGUCCGUCUUGGUAAACUUGGUAUUUCUUUUCAGCCAGCUUUCAGGCAAAACUUUCUCACCAAGAAAGAAUUCACUAAAGCUCUCGUAGAGAACAUAGAUAUGGACACAAGCCUCAUUUUGGAAUAUUGCAGCACAUUUCAGUUGGACUGUGAUGCAGCUCUUCAGCUAUUCAUUGAAACACUGCUCCACAACACUAAUGCCAGCCAGAGCCAGGGAGAUGCAGCUCUGGUGUCUGCAAAACAGCAGCAUUCCAAACUCCUGGCCAAAGCCCUCGAGAUGGUUCCCUUACUGACAAGCACAAAAGAUUUGGUCAUCAGUCUUAGUGGAAUACUGCGGAAGUUGGAUCCCUAUGAUUAUGAAAUGAUUGAAGUUGUCCUGAAAGUUAUAGAAAGAGCUGAUGAAAAGAUAACCAACAUUAAUAUCAGUCAGGCGCUGAGCCUUCUGAAGCAUUUGGAGUCAUAUAGGAGAAUUUCUCCUCCUGUGGACCUAGAGUACCAGUACAUGCUAGAGCACGUAAUAACCCUGCCAUCAGCCGCCCAGGCUAGGCUGCCUUUUCACCUCAUAUUAUUUGGCACAGCACAGAACUUCUGGAAAAUUCUCUCUUCAGAGCUCAGUGAGAAGUCACUCCCGACGCUGCUCUUAAUCUCUAAAUUAAUGAAGUUCUCCCUAGACACGCUCUACGUGUCAACAGCCAAGCAUGUUUUUGAAAAAAGCCUGAAGCCGAAGCUCCUGAAAUUAGCACAAGCCAAGUCCUCAGCACCGAUGAACAAGGAAAUAGCUAAGCUUACUCAGACCAUUGAGUCCUACCUGCUGUCUAUAGUCAACCCAGAAUGGGCUGUUGCUAUCGCCAUCAGCCUCACCCAGGAAAUCCCAGAAGGCUCUUUCAAGAUGUCUACUUUGAAGUUCUGCCUGUAUUUAGCUGAGAGAUGGCUGGAGAACAUCCCGCCCCAGGAUGAAACACGUGACAAAGCCCAAGCUUUGUUGAAGAAGCUUCACCUCCAGUUCCGGCGCUCUGGCACAGAAGCUGUGCUUAUAGACCACAAGUUGAACACUCCAGAACAUCUAAGAGUGAUAGGAAAGCCAGCACACCUCAUCGUCAGCCUCUAUGAGCAUCCCACCAUCAACGAAAGGAUGCAGAAUUCAUCUGGCAAAGACUAUCCUGAUAUUCAUGCAGCAGCUAAAGAAAUAGCUGAAGUCAAUGAAAUUAAUUUGGAAAAAAUCUGGGACAUGUUGUUGGAAAAAUGGCUGUGCCCCUCGACAGCACCUGGUGAGAAACCAUCAGAAUUAUUUGAGCUUCAAGAAGACGAAACACUACGAAGAGUUGUGUAUCUUCUCCAAUCUCGACCGACUGAUUAUAGUUCAAGAAUGCUGUUUGUAUUUGCAACAUCAGCUACAAGUACCUUGGGCAUACGCCAGUUAACUUUUGCCCACAAAACACGAGCUCUGCAGUGCCUCCUGUAUUUGGCUGAUAAGGAAACUAUAGAAUCUCUCUUCAAAAAACCCAUUGCGGAAGUGAAAUCCUAUUUAACAUGUAUAACUUUUCUGGCAUCAUUUGAGACGCUGAAUAUCCCCAUCACAUACGAAUUAUUUUGCAACAGUCCUAAAGAAGGAAUGAUUAAGGGCCUGUGGAAAAACCACAGCCAUGAGCCUAUGGUGGUAAAAUUGGUGGCAGAGCUUUGUUUGGAAUACAAAAUCUAUGACCUGCAGCUUUGGAAUGGACUCCUGCAGAAGCUUCUUGGCUUCAACAUGAUUUCUUAUCUAAGGAAAGUUUUAACAGCUAUUUCUAGUAUCCAUUCCUUAUGGCAGGCUCCCUACUUCAGCAGAGCUUGGCAACAUGUGAUACAGAUCCCUCUGCUCUCAGCCUCUUGUCCUUUACAACCCAGUCAGUUAUCAGAUUGUUGUGAGAGUCUCGUUGCAGUCCUUGAAUGUCCAGUUUCAGAUGAUCUCGACAUGAUGGGAGUUGCGAGGCAGUAUGUCCAGUUAGAACUUCCAGCUUUUGCACUGGCUUGCCUAAUGCUCAUGCCCCACUCAGAAAAAAGGCACCAGCAAAUCAAGAAUUUUCUAGGUUCAUGCAAUCCUCAGAUCAUUUUACAACAAUUAGAAGAAUAUAUGAACACUGGCCAGUUAGCAGGAUUUUCACAUCAAAUCAGAAGUGUGAUUCUGAAUAAUAUCAUAAAUAAGAAGGAGUUUGGGACUUUGGUGAAGACAAAAUACUUUCAAGUGUUGAAAUCACAUAUGAUGAAUGCCAACAGCAUCACUGAACUGGUAAACUACUUAGCGAAUGACUUAAGUUUAGAUGAAGCCUCAGCCUUGAUAACUGAGUAUUCAAAACACUGUGGGAAGCCUGUGCCACCAGGUGCAGCUCCCUGCGAAAUCCUGAAGAUGUUUCUUAAUGGAUCAUAGUAAAUCAUCAAACCAUUUUUCAAAACAAGAAGAGGAAGCUUGGAGGCUGCUACUAAGUGACCAUAUUUAUUACAGUCUUUAAAUUGUGCAAUCUGUGUCUUAGC
Castor canadensis (American beaver) is the source of this 6899-nucleotide messenger RNA. NCBI's taxonomy places the organism in Eukaryota, Metazoa, Chordata, Mammalia, Rodentia, Castoridae. The record is from RefSeq and is a predicted model, not a curated record.